GCGGGAGCGGAGGGGAGGGGGUGGUAGGCCUGACGAGCGGCCGAAGACGGGGACCCUGGCCCCGGACAACAAAUGCGCCUUGGCUUCCCUCGCCGUGGCCAUGGGGACGUCCCGAUAGAUCCUUUGCCCCGAUAGGCAGCCCCAGCAUUUCGCAGCCCUGACCUGGAACCUCCGGAGGGCUGCAGAGCGAGCGCCGCCUCUGCGCUCCGGCCGAGGCACGAGGCCAGUCGAGCGGGACAGGCGCGACCCUGAGCGCUCCAUGCCUGCAGGCGUGGGGAGGCGUGGCCUCCCCCAGGGCCGUCACCUCUGCUGGUUGCUCUGCGCUGUCACCUUAAAGCUCUGCCAAGCGGAGGCUCCUGUGCGGGAGGAGAAGCUGUCAGUGAGCACCUCACAAUUGCCGUGCUGGCUGGUGGAAGAGUUUGUGGUGGCAGAAGAGUGUACUCCAUGUUCUAGUUUCCAGGCUAAAACCACCCCUGAGUGUGGUUCCACAGGGUAUGUGGAGAAAAUCACAUGCAGCUCAUCUGAGAGGAAUGAGUUCAAAAGCUGCCGCUCAGCUGUGAUGGAACAACGCUUAUUCUGGAAAUUCGAAGGGGCUGUCGUGGGUAUGGCCUUGGUCUUCGCUUGCCUUGUCAUCAUUCGUCAGCGACAACUAGACAGAAAGGCUCUGGAAAAGGUCCGGAAGCAGAUCGAAUCCAUAUAGCUGCCUUCUACCCUUUUAUAUGGGUCUUAGAGACCAUAGUGGUCUGAGAAUGUGGAAUGGCCUGACUUGUGCCCCUGGUUCUUUGGAGCCUUGUGGCAGCACUCCCUUUCUCCCAUCUUCCUCCUUUGGAUCAUUAAUGAGUACAAUAAACAGAGUAAAAUAGU
Diceros bicornis minor is the source of this 864-nucleotide messenger RNA. RefSeq names its product jumping translocation breakpoint (gene JTB). The record is from RefSeq and is a predicted model, not a curated record. Gene Ontology annotation, cellular component: cytoplasm; membrane; midbody. The transcript has 5 exons. Gene Ontology annotation, biological process: mitotic cytokinesis. Bases 260 to 700 code for a protein of 146 amino acids. NCBI's taxonomy places the organism in Eukaryota, Metazoa, Chordata, Mammalia, Perissodactyla, Rhinocerotidae.